Ziziphus jujuba (common jujube) is the source of this 3465-nucleotide messenger RNA. Its product is annotated as pentatricopeptide repeat-containing protein At5g65570. NCBI's taxonomy places the organism in Eukaryota, Viridiplantae, Streptophyta, Magnoliopsida, Rosales, Rhamnaceae. The transcript is spliced from 3 exons. The record is from RefSeq and is a predicted model, not a curated record. Gene Ontology annotation, molecular function: protein binding; zinc ion binding; RNA binding. The coding region runs from base 159 to 2345 and encodes 728 amino acids. Gene Ontology annotation, biological process: RNA modification.
AUAAUUACAAUUCUCAUUUUUAUCUUGAGCCAUAAUUGCUGAUUCCCGGCUUUCCCAAAAAGCUAAAAAGGAAGAGCGUUUAAUUGCACAUAAAAUUCAAAGCCAGUUAGUAACUUAGAAUUCAUUACAGAGGAGAUGCAAUAAUAGUCUGCACCAAAAUGAUGAAUGGCUUAGUUAAGAUUUUAAAUUUUUUGUCAACUGGCCAAAACAAGUUGCCUAGACUGAGCCCACUCGACCACCUUAAAUCCUUAACGUCUCUUGCCCAAAACUCCAUGACAUCCUCGUUCACCUCCAUAAGCCUCUCUGAUGCUUCCCAGUUCUACUCUUCUCUGAUCCAGCAAUGUAUUAAGAAGAAAUCUUUAACAGACGCCAAUCUUAUCCACACCCAUAUCUUAAAAUCGGGUUUCUUCUACCUUAAUAUAUGCAACAAGCUUACUGAUGCCUAUCUAAAGUGCGGUGGCAUUGUUGACGCUCGUAGGCUGUUUGAUGAAUUGCCUAAUAGAUUUAUAGUCUCCUGGAAUUCGAUGAUUUCUUAUUACAUUAGUGUUAAAAGAAGUAAGGAAGCUAUUUUUUUGUACACAAGGAUGGUUCUAGAGGGCGUUCUACCUGAUGAAUUCACAUUCUCGAGUGUUUUCAAAGCUUUUUCUGAACUGGGUCUUGUACAUCAAGGACGGCAAGCUCAUGGGGUGUCUGUGGUUUUGGGUUUAGAGGUUUCAAAUGCGUUUGUUGGUUCUGCGCUUGUUGAUAUGUAUGCAAAGUUUGGUAAAAUGAAGGAUGCUCGGUUGGUGGCAGAUCGGGUCAUGGACAAAGAUGUGGUGUUGUUUACAGCUUUGAUUGUUGGUUACAAUCAACAUGGUGAUGGUGGUGAAGCUUUGGAUGUUUUCGGGAACAUGAUUAAACAGGGAAUUAAGGCUAAUGAAUAUACGUUUGCAAGUAUUUUGAUCACCUGUGGAAAUUUAGAGGAUUUAGGCGUAGGUAAGCUAGUCCACGGACUUGUCAUCAAAUCUGGCUUUGGAUCUGCUGUAGCUUCACAAACUUCACUCCUUACAAUGUAUGCCAGAUGUGGCUUGAUUAUUGAUUCUUUAAAUGUUUUCAGCAAUAUUUUGCAUCCAAAUCAGGUUAGUUGGACAUCUAUUAUAGUAGGUCUAGUGCAAAAUGAUAAAGAAGAGUUAGCUUUGUCAAAGUUCAAAGAAAUGAUUCGUAGUUCAAUAAUUCCGAAUUCUUUCACAUUAUCUAGUGUUAUUCAGGCAUCUUCAAGCCUUGCAAUGCUUGAGACGGGAAAACAAAUCCAUGCCAUAGUUAUGAAAUUUGGAUUGGAUACUACUGGAUAUGCAGGUGCAGCCCUUGUUGACUUAUAUGGGAAAUGUGGAAGUACAGAAAUGGCAAGGUCUGUUUUUGAUGCUUUGAAUGAAAUUGAUAUCGUAUCCAUGAACUCCAUGAUUUAUGGUUAUGCACAGAAUGGUUUUGGGCAUAAAGCACUUAAGCUAUACAAUGAGAUGAAAGAUCUGGGCCUUGAACCAAAUGAUGUAACAAUUUUGAGUGUUCUCUUAGCAUGCAAGAAUGCAGGACUGGUUAAAGAAGGCUGCCAAAUCUUUGACUUAAUUAGGAAUAAUAACAAAAAUUUUGAAUUGACAAGAGAGCAUUAUGCUUGCGUGGUUGAUUUGUUUGGGCGUUCUGGGAGACUUGAUGAGGCUGAAAUGUUAAUAAAACAAGUAAGCAACAAGGAUGUGGUUUUAUGGAGGACAUUGCUCAGUGCAUGUAAGAUUCACGGAAAGGUGGAGAUGGCAGAGAGAGCUGUCAAUAGGGCACUUGACAUCACUCCUGGGGAUGAGGGAACCCACAUUCUGAUGUCAAAUGUUUAUGCUUCAACUGGUAACUGGAGUCAAGUUAUUGAGAUGAAAAGCUCAAUAAGGGAAAUGAAAUUGAAGAAGAAUCCCGCAAUGAGUUGGGUUGAUGUCAAUAAGGAGGUUCAUAUUUUCAAAGCUGGAGAUUGGUCCCACCCAAGAUCUAGGGAAAUAUUUGAAACAUUAGAAAACUUAAUUGAGAAGGUUACAAAUUUGGGUUAUGUUCCUGAUACAAGAUUUGUGUUGCAGGACUUUGAUGAGGAGAACAAGAAGAGGUCUUUGUAUUAUCACAGUGAGAAGCUAGCACUGGCCUAUGCUCUAUGGAUGACUAGUGAUAAGACUACCAGCAUCAGGAUCUUCAAGAACCUCAGAGUCUGCGGUGAUUGUCAUUCAUGGAUAAAAUUUGUAUCCAAAGUUGUUGGAAGAGAAAUUAUUGCUCGGGAUGCUAAGAGAUUUCAUCAUUUUAAAGAUGGAUUCUGUUCCUGUGGAGAUUAUUGGUGAAUCCAAUUUAUGAUGUCUAUAUUCUUUCCAUGUACCACUUUCACCACUAUAGGAUCUGUAACUAAGUCUUUACGGAUAACUGAUUCACCAACUAUUGUUUUUAAUUUAUUGAUCAAGGAAUUGCAAGCUUCUGUACAGCGACAUUUGUGGACACAUUUGUUGUGUAUGAGAAAAGAUGGAGAGCUUAGCUAGGAUUAAUGUGCUAGAAGAUGAUAGAAAUCCUGAGUACAUUGAAUUCGGUAGCAAUCUCAUGAAGAUGUGAACUUUACUUGUAGAGCAAGAUCCUACUCUGUGUAUGUGUUUCACUGAAGGUUGAAGCUGUAAAUCAAGUCUCUCCCAGCAUCUGCAAGGGAAGGUAUCUUUGAUGAGAAACGAGCAUCUUCAAUCUGAUCUUAUUCUGGUAUGUGGUCAAUUUAACUGUCAAGAAACUCUCAACUGCAGUUUAAGUUUUGGAAAGAAUCGGAAUUUCAAAAGAGAGAAAAUUGGACAGGUAAAAGAAACUAGAAUUAUUAGAAUAGGGUCUUACAUGCACCAGGUGGGAACUCUAGUUUUGUCUCAACUAUUGAAGUCAUAUUGCUAAGAUUAACAGCAUGGAUAGUGAGAUGAGAUCAAAAACAAAUCAUGCACUGAAUUGGGUCAAUGUUGAUGAGAAUAUUUACUGGCUGCAAGUUUUCUACUAAGAUAAGAGACAUACAAGAAGCCGGAAAUGUUUCAAAGGAAAAAGAAAAUGUACGGAAUAUGUGUCAUAAAUAUCGUAGGACUUGGAUGGGGAGCUUUUGUCAAAUAAUUGUGAAAGUUAGUAUUAAGUGUCGCAUCAUGGAAUUGGAGGGCAAUCCUAAAGCUACCAACACCUUGAUUCUUGAGAAUUUUGCAGUUUGUGUAGUUUUGUUGCUCGGAAUUUGUCCUCAACAUGUUUGGAAGGAAGAUAGAGAUGCAUCAAUCAAUUCGUAAUGUCGACAUCUAACUAAUUCAUGGUAUCGGAGGGAUAAGACUGAUGCAGAGAUAUGCCUUGAGGAGAGUCCAGCUUCUUCAAUCUGAUCUUCAGGUGAUCCAUGGUCAAUGUAUCUAUCAGGAAGCACCAUUGCUCGCAACUGCCAAAAACAAAACGCCUAGGCAAUUU